This is a messenger RNA of Botrytis cinerea B05.10, 1205 nucleotides long. RefSeq lists its product as hypothetical. The transcript is spliced from 2 exons. The coding region runs from base 409 to 1089 and encodes 226 amino acids. Gene Ontology annotation, molecular function: ubiquitin protein ligase activity. The record is from RefSeq and is a predicted model, not a curated record. Lineage: Eukaryota; Fungi; Ascomycota; Leotiomycetes; Helotiales; Sclerotiniaceae. Gene Ontology annotation, biological process: protein ubiquitination; negative regulation of gene expression via chromosomal CpG island methylation.
GGAGGUCUCUUCUUCAAACUUUCAAUGGCAAGCAGAGUCUAUCAAACUGUGAGUUGCCGUGAGAUAAAUCAUGAAGAUUUUUAAACACUCAUAUUCUAUUCACCCAUGAUUUCUGUCAGUCACUCAACACCCAACGAAGGUUUGACAUGAAAAUUACACAGUGUUGCUAUGAUGCAAACUAAGAAAAGCAAAUAGCGAAUAAACGACAGCGGACCACAGAAACUGCAUAUAUUAGCCCAAUCUGCCAGUUUCUUUUCAAACUCUGUAAUUCUUUUCGCACCUUAAACUUCUGGAUUAUCUUUCCACAUUGUGGCAGACCGUAUUGCUUCUGCGAGAGUGAUUUCCUAGAAACUACAGCUUGUAUCAAUCUCUCACAGCAGACGCGAUUCUCAAAAUCUCUUCAGAACAAUGUCUGCAAUUCCCAUGUCUACGAUUCUCGAGAAUCCAAAAGUCAAUCUUAAGGCUAUUGACAAACUCAAUCUUCCAAACACCGGUGCCGCCGAAGUGAAAUUCGAGUACGUAAAGGGCUAUAUGUUUCGGGGUAUGAAAUUCCAAAGGAGCAAGCCGCCAAGAAACAACCAAAGUUGGAAAGACGAUGCGAGAGAUCCGCAUACUGAAGGUCAUAAUGGCCAUCUCAUCGGGGAUUGGUGGCCUUAUACGAUUAGCUUCCAGAGAGACAGGGCACAUGGAUCCAUACUGAGGGGGAUUGGUGGAAAGGCUGGUGUUGGAGCUGUGUCUAUUGUUGUGGGGUCUGGCGGUGGCAAGAAGGGCUACGAGAACAUUGACAAUGGUAACACCCUCGGAUAUUGUGGCGACGAAACAAAUUUGAUGGAUUUGAGCCUUGAGAAGGGCAUGUUGAUUCGAGUUAUUCGUAAAGCGAUUUCUAACUCUGAUCACGCGCCCCCUGUUGGCUAUAGAUAUGAUGGCUUGUAUAAAAUCACUGGCAAAAACCCCAUUCCAGAGAAGGAGGGAAAAUACCGAUACGAACUCGUACGGGUUGAGAAUCAGAAGCCUAUGAACCAGUUGCGUCCAACUGCUGAGGAAAUUGAUGAGUUCUAUAAGCAGGAUAAUUGGCUCAGCAAAAAGUGAUGCGAUAUCAAUGUAUUUAGUGUGAGAUGAAUUGGCAAUGCGGGUUUCUAUGAUUUACUAAGAUAUCACAAAUUCACACCAUAAUCUUCGAUCCAUUGAAAAAUUUGGCAUCUCCA